GUGCACUAGGUUGUCAGACGUUCUAGUUGUAAUUGUUCGAUAAUUAUUUAUAUUGUAUUAGGAAAUUUCUUGCUUAACAGUAGCAAAAUAACUGUCGUAUGAUAUUUUCAGAACUGAAGAACACGAACUAAUCUAAAGUAGAAAUGACAAAAGGAAGCUUGUUUUCAGUUGCUGCUCGAUCCGCUUCGUAUAAUAUAAUUCUUCAAGUUUGUAUGAGGCUGUUGACUUUUCUUUUGAAUGCUUUCAUACUUCGUUAUAUUACCAAGGAAGCAUUAGGAGUGAUCAAUGUGAGGUUGAUGCUGUUGUACACAACAACCCAGUUUCUGAGUAGGGAGGCAUUUAGGAGAGCAUGCCUCAGUAAUCCUGAUGGAGGGAAGUGGCCUCAAGUGAUUAAUCUGCUCUGGAUUACAGUUCCAGUGUCAGUUGUAUGUGGUACAGUUUUGCGCCUGAUAUGGCUAUAUGUCCUUGAACCUCCUAAUCCUGAAGUUGUGCCUGCCUAUGAGUUAGGUGUGAAUGUCAUUGUUAUAUCUGUUGUUCUGGAGAUGAUGGCUGAACCAUUGUUUGUUAUUGGCCAGGUCUUCAAAUUUGUUAAGCUAAGGGUUAUUUUGGAGGGAUUGGCUCUGUUGAUACGUUGUGUUGUAAUGGCUUCAUUAACAGUUUAUUUUCCACAACGUCCUCUGACCAUUUUUUCUAUUGGACAGCUGUUAUCAUCUAUUGUUUAUGUGUUCUCAUAUUACAUCUACUUCAUGUAUCACUUUUCUGUAUCACGAACUCAACACAUUAUAGUAUUUCCUUUCACCAGUGUGAAGGAUAUGCUUCCAAGAAGAAUUAAGGAUAAGCCUUUCCUUGAUUGGACGUUAGCCAACCUUACUUGGAGUUUUCUAAAACAAACAGUAAUGAAGCAGUUUCUCACAGAAGGUGAACGUUAUGUGAUGACUCUUUUCAAUGUUCUCAGUUUUGCAGAACAAGGUGUCUAUGAUGUGGUAAACAACCUUGGUUCUCUUGCUGCUAGAUUUAUUUUCCAACCUAUUGAAGAGAGUGGUUAUCUGUUCUUUGCUCAAGUCAUAAACAGAGAUGUUGCAGUAGAAAAACAGGCAAAGGAUGAUGUAAUAUUGAGUGCCAUUGUACUUCGGCAUCUGUUAAGAUUAAUGACCUUACUAGGAUUAACUGUGGUGACUUUUGGACAAUCAUAUUCUGAUCUGCUGCUACUGAUGUAUGGAGGAAAAUCUUUAGGGACUGGGCUAGGUCCUUUCUUGUUGAAGUGGCACUGUGUCUAUGUUGUGUUUUUGGCUGUCAAUGGAGUGACCGAGUGCUUUGUAUUUGCAGUUAUGAAAAAAGGAGAAAUAGAUAAAUACAACCAGAAGAUGGUACUUGUCUCACUGCUCUUCCUGCUAGCUUCAUUCUAUCUGACUAAACAUUUUGGAAGUGUUGGGUUUAUUCUUGCUAAUUGCAUAAAUAUGGGAGCCCGAAUUGGACACAGCUUGUUUUUCAUCAGAAAGUACUUCAAGGCUACCAGACUUGUUCCACUGGAGGGCUUAGUACCAAACCAGGCUGUUGUGGUUAUGUUUUUUCUUGUCUUCUUGAUUACACAAAGUUCUAAGGUAUUCCUUUAUAAUGAAGCUGGAGUUAUAUGGUGGCUUCUUCAUAUUCUAGUUGGGUGCUGUUGUUUAAUACUGCUCUUAACUGUUAUUUAUAUGAGAGAGAGACCUCUUGUAGAAUUUCUUUUACACUAUUGGAAGGAGAAGCAUGUAGAUGUUAAGGAAGAAGAUGACAAGUUUGCUUAACCUUUUAAUAAAAUAAUUUUAUACACUUGCCUUAGUCGUUUUUAACAUUGACUUGUUUUUUUAUAAUACUAUAUGUACAUCUUUGUUUAUGUAAGCAGUAAGACUUUUAUACACUGAAGCAGGAAAGACAUUGGUCUUUUUGUAAUUCAUAUAGCUUUGCAUUAUUUAGUGCUAUUUGAUUGAGCUUAUCUAAAACACAC
Limulus polyphemus (Atlantic horseshoe crab) is the source of this 1984-nucleotide messenger RNA. RefSeq names its product protein RFT1 homolog. The coding region runs from base 144 to 1784 and encodes 546 amino acids. Gene Ontology annotation, biological process: dolichol-linked oligosaccharide biosynthetic process; glycolipid translocation. The record is from RefSeq and is a predicted model, not a curated record. NCBI's taxonomy places the organism in Eukaryota, Metazoa, Arthropoda, Merostomata, Xiphosura, Limulidae. The transcript has 14 exons. Gene Ontology annotation, cellular component: endoplasmic reticulum membrane.